CUAGUCAAGCAGGUGUACUUUUCAGCUUCUAUUUUUGCACUCAUGUGUGAUAAAUUAUCGAAAUUCACCGGUGAUAAUGCAUAAUUUACGCCACAUCCCACUUACGACAAGCUUAAUCAAUAGUGCCAACAUCGAAAGCUCACCUGUUUCGUGUUGAUUAAAGCUUAGAUGAAAAAAAUCCUUCAAUUUCAGUGAAAUUAUGACACUGUUGUCAGUUGAUGUUUCAGACGCUACACUCGUAAAAACUCCCGAACAUUCCCACACGGCAACAUCGACUACUACAACUUACACAUUUUCCUCAUGCCGAGCCGACGAAGAAUGGAUUAGUGACUUAACAAUGCGCCACGUCCGCCUCCCGGGCCAAAACGUGAAAAAACUGCCCUCGUUUCGCCCCCAGAUUGGCGAUAGUUUGAACAAGUCUGAGGCCCCACAAAAUGACGCUUUGAAACCCAGUUGUUCGUUUAAAAGAUAUAACAUCAGGACUCGUAAAAAAGUGUCAUACAUUGAAAAUCUCUCAGUUAAAAAAAUCACCUACAAAUGUAAAGUGUGCAAUUUUAGCGAAAGAACGAAAAAGGUGAUGUUGAAACAUCUCCAGACACACGUCGGGGCCCCCUUGUCUUGUCUCAAGUGCAAGAAAACGUUCAAUGGGAGUGUUGCUUACACGUGGCAUUUGGGGCACUAUUGCAACCCCAUUUUCUACGACAAGUGGAAAUAUAAGUGUAGUUUGUGCCCCCGAGAAUUUGUCUCGAAGAGGACCCUCGCGAGUCAUUUACAAGGUCACAAAAGAAAUAAUUGCGCCUACUGUGAUAAAGUCCUAACUCGAAGAGUGCACUUAAUUCGACACUUGUUAGAAGUGCAUUCGAUUAAACUAGAAAGGGACACUUACAAGUGUGACCAUUGUGAAAAAAGGUAUAUAAAAAAGUGUUCUUUGUAUUACCACUUAAAACAGCACCUCCCCGACAAGUUUGUAUGUCUCGAGUGUGGGAAAGUGUGUGAAACGGUUGAAGAAAAUGACGAACACAAGAAACAACACGAUUUACAAAAACACUUCAAGUGUGCGAAAUGUGGUGAUCGAUUUUCACGACGACAACAAUAUUUAUUUCACUUAAAACGCCACAAUCAAUACAAAUGCGUGACUUGUAACGAAUUUUACGCCUCGAGAAACAAAGUUGUGAAACACAAACAGCAAGGGCAUGACGUUGAGGGGCUCAACCCCCGGUUUAUGUGCCCCCAUUGUCCAGUGGCGUUCCACCGCGAGAGCCGCUUCCAUGUCCACAUGCGAAAACACACAGAGGACCACAGAAGCAUAAAUUGCAAAUAUUGUAAGAAAACUUUCGCCUCGCCUUACGCCUACUACAAACAUUGUAUUACAAUAAACCACGAGAAAUUCAGUCCUGAAAUCAACGACAUUGCGUGUGAAAAAUGUGCCAAACAUUUCGCAAAACGCUACGACUUGCGACAACACAUGUAUCGAGUCCAUAACACGUCCAAAAAGUACGUUUUGUGUCAAUAUUGUGAGUACAAAACUGUACAUAAAUGCAAUAUGGACAGACACGUGGCGUUACAUUUCCGUAAAACUAAUCAAUACACGUGCGAAUACUGUGGGAAAAACUUUGACAGUAUUGCUAACUUGAACGACCAUAUUACCUACAACCACAUACAGACUAAACAAUUUAAAUGCGAUAAGUGUGACAAGUCGUUUAAACGAAAUUCGGAAUUGGUUCGACACCAGGAUAGCCAUUCGGAUGAAAGACCCCAUGUUUGUACUCUAUGUGGGAAGACUUACAAGAGGUUAAAUCAUUUGAAAAGACACGAAAAACAGGCACAUCAUAUUGUUAAAGAGACAAGAAAGAUUAAAAAUGUUGCAGAAGAGCAAAAAUCUGAGUCAAAUUGUGAUAAUUUACCCGAAUUGAAUUAUUGGAUUGACAGCGAGGACUUGUACAGGGUGUAUAAUGACGUUUCUUUGAGUUAUGGGAUGUGUGAGGGGCUGGACGGCGCAGUUUUAACACAAAAUGAGAACAAUUCGUGUUAAAAAUUGGGAGUUUUGUGGUCUGCAGUUGGUAGAAAUGACAAGUGAGAUAACAACCUCACAGAAAUCACUAGAAAACGUCGUUAUUUUAAUAGUAUACUAUUAAUAAGGUAGAGAAGAAAAACUUCGACAAACUAUAUAAUGCUACCUUUUAUAACUAGUAGUGAAAGAAGCACCGUAACUAGGGUUUUUCUUAUUCUACUAUUCUGUAAUUAUACUAGUUUUUAAGUAAUGCGAGUAAGAAAAAGAAGAGCAAAUAAAUUUUUACAAAGUAUGAAACCAAAAAAAAUUAUUUAUCCCAA
Molecule: messenger RNA, 2331 nt
Organism: Tribolium madens (black flour beetle)
Lineage: Eukaryota; Metazoa; Arthropoda; Insecta; Coleoptera; Tenebrionidae
Product: zinc finger protein 260-like
Exons: 8
Coding region: 200-2032 (610 amino acids)
Biological process (GO): regulation of transcription by RNA polymerase II
Cellular component (GO): nucleus
Molecular function (GO): RNA polymerase II transcription regulatory region sequence-specific DNA binding; DNA-binding transcription factor activity, RNA polymerase II-specific
Source: RefSeq, a predicted model, not a curated record